AUGCACGGUGGUACGCAGCUCACACUCAACUACGUACGCCGAUACUGCUGGAUACUUGGUGGUCGCGCUCCUAUCAAGCAUCACAUUCAUCACUGCGUCACCUGCGCCAGGAUAUGCGGAAUACGCGCUCAACAACGCAUGGGACAACUUCCAGCUAGACGUGUCACACCAUCACUUGUCUUCGAACACACCGGAGUCGACUACGCAGGCCCAGUGUCUCUCAGGUUCUUCCAGGGGCGUGGCACGCGCUCAUACAAAGCGUGGAUCGCAGUGUUCGUGUGUUUUUCAACCUCUGCUGUUCACUUGGAGCUUGUCACCGAUUACACCGCCCACGGUUUCCUGAAAGCCUUCAGACGCUUCACUGCACGACGCCGCAUCUGCAAGACGCUCACCAGUGACUGCGGAACCAACUUCCAAGGCGCCUACGUCAUCCUGAAACGACUGUUUGCUGGUUCCACCAAAGAAUCAAAGCAUUUACAGCAACUCAUCGCUAAUGACGGCACCAAAUGGAAGUUUAAUCCACCAGGAGCUCCUCACAUGGGUGGCAAAUGGGAAGCUGCCGUGAAAUCCGUCAAACACCACCUCUCUCGCACCAACUCAGACAAGAUCCUCACGUACGAGGACUACUCUACGCUACUGACUCAGGUUGAAGCAGUGUUGAACUCUCGACCCCUCAGUGCUCUGUCCGAAGAUCCAGACGAUCGCAUCGCCCUUACGCCUGGACACUUCAUCCGAGGAGCAACUCUCACCACGAUACCUGAGCCAUCACUUCUCGACACGCCUCACCACCGACUAUCAAGGCUGGAAGAAAUUCAACAAAGGUUCCAACUGUUCUGGUCUCACUGGUCAGACGCCUGCCUGAAAUCUCACCAGACCAUCUCCAAGUGGAACACCACAUUCCACGACAUCAACGUCGGAUCGCUCGUCUUACUCUCAGACGAACGCUAUCCACCGUCAAAAUGGCCGUUGGGACGCGUCACGCACAUUCACCCAGGCAAAGAUGACGUGACGCGCGUCGUCACCAUCGAGACUGCUACAUCGACGUACACGAGACCUAUACUCAAGUUGGUACUCCUUCCGAUCCCGAGGCACAAGGAAGAUCUUCAAGAUGUCCCUUCAGCUUCAUCUCAACUACUUCUCCAACGAGCGGAGAAGGGGGGAGAAUGUUCAAAUCUCCCUUUCUUGCUCCCCACCGUCAAUCGAUCUCCAGCGCCGUCGAUCGCGCUCACGCAUGGCUAA
Messenger RNA from Neodiprion fabricii, 1239 nucleotides. RefSeq lists its product as uncharacterized. Gene Ontology annotation, molecular function: nucleic acid binding. The record is from RefSeq and is a predicted model, not a curated record. The transcript has a single exon. Lineage: Eukaryota; Metazoa; Arthropoda; Insecta; Hymenoptera; Diprionidae. Gene Ontology annotation, biological process: DNA integration. The coding region runs from base 1 to 1239 and encodes 412 amino acids.